Messenger RNA from Penicillium samsonianum, 1620 nucleotides. RefSeq names its product putative UBX domain protein. Lineage: Eukaryota; Fungi; Ascomycota; Eurotiomycetes; Eurotiales; Aspergillaceae. The transcript is spliced from 3 exons. The record is from RefSeq and is a predicted model, not a curated record. Gene Ontology annotation, molecular function: protein binding. The coding region runs from base 145 to 1620 and encodes 491 amino acids.
GCGACCUUCGACUACUUUCUGCGCCCUCUUUCUCCCCGCAUUCGACUUUCACACUUCUUUUCUUUGAUUUGUCCAUCUUAAAUCUCUUUAUUGGAAUAUUGAACCUUCUCCAUUAAUUGUCAGAGCUAGUGUUCUCCAUACACAAUGAGUGCCCACGUUGUGGUGAUCGACGCGACAGCCAGGCGGGCAACAGUCAAGACUACUCCCACCAAACACUUGACCGAUAUCCUACAAGAAGCAUGUUCGAAGCUUGGAUACAAUGCUAGUCAGUACUCAUUAAAACACAAUCGCAAGCAGUUAGAUCUUUCUCUUUCAUACCGUCUGUCUGGUCUCAUCUCCGGUGCAAAGCUUGAACUUGUUCAACUCUCUCGCUCCCCGUCAGUCGUAACCGUCGGCUUGCAACUACCCGAAUCUGAAGCUCGUGGUGCCCCGAAUGGCCGCAUACUUGAUAAGUUCCCUAGUACGACUACACUAUGGAUGGUACUACGGAAGUUCGAGGCCGGAGUUGCAGGGACUGGCCCGGUACGGAAUCUCACUUCACGGGCAGUGCCCUCUGCCGAGGGUGGAGAUGUCGCCGGACGACUGUACUAUGAGAUCCCCGUCCUUCAGAUCUUGGAACCCCAGCUAGGUUUCAACAAUGGCAAUGUUCUUAUUCGACUCAGUUUCCGACGGACUGAGGAGCCUAUCGAAGAAGCCAUGCUCAAGAUUGGCGAGUUCUUCAAGUCCUCGGAGGAUGAGGUUCCUUCGGCACAGGAUAAGAACGCAGUGCCAACAGCAGCUCUUGUUGACAGCACAAGCAAGGAGCCUGCUCAAGAGCUCUCCAGCUCAUUGCAGCCUAAGACCUCCAGCGUCACCGCCGCAUCGGACGAAGUUGCCGCUCCCCCAUACAUCUCCGAACCGGCCACUUCCACAGCCGACUCUGGCCGAACAAUUACUGUCUUCUCCCCUCCCUCGGAAGACACUCCUUCGUCGGCAAAAUUAGACUACAACGAGAGUGAUUACAUUCCCUCUAUUGAGCACGCAAAACUGCACCAGCGGUUACUCAACGAGUCCUCUCGCCCAAAACGCUUGCCAACGGACGCCGAGAUCGCCGCCAAGGCAGAGGCAGAAGCAGCAAGGCGAGCAGCAAUUCAUGAGGUCAGUGUGAAGAUCCGUUUCCCGGAUCAGAGCCAAGUGGUCGCCAAAUUUGGGACCUCGGAUACAGGACUGUCGUUGUAUGAAUUCGCACGAGGGUGUCUCGCUCCACCGUUCGCCAGUGAGAACUUCACUCUCACUGUCCACGGUGUAUCACGAUCCAAGCAUACAACUGCCAUACCUCCAUCAGACAAUAAGCAUCUGAUUAAAGAUCUAGGACUGGCUGGCCGUGUGCUUGUCAAUUUCUCUUGGGCUGAUAACGCUGCCUCGUUUGUUCAUGAACGUCGAGCGGAGAUUCUACGCCCCGAGCUUCGGAGCCAGGCUCAACAGCUCAAGGUGGAGCAACCGCCAGAGCUCAAGGAGGAAGAUGUGCCUAGUCCCUCACAGCCGGGUCCGAGUAGCGCUCAGGAUGGUGGUGAUAAGCCCAGCGGGGCACGAAAGAGUGGCGGUAUGCCUAAGUGGCUGAAGCUACCGGGUAAGAAAUGA